AUGGCCCACUCUCCGCUAUACGAACCGGUUAACCAUGAAAAGUGUUCCAACUCCACCUGCAGAUUUGGCAAUAUUAUGGACGCCUUAGAAUGCGAGAAAUGUGGAACAGCGCUCACUGGUGGCAGAUCGGCUUUCCACCACAGCCACUCCGGUGCCAACUUUAUUACACACCGCCACAUCAUAUUUGAAGGACUCUCACCGUUCGGGGGACAGCAUUUGGAUGGAGACGAUGGAUCAGUUAAGCCUUGCUGA
Aspergillus calidoustus is the source of this 252-nucleotide messenger RNA. NCBI's taxonomy places the organism in Eukaryota, Fungi, Ascomycota, Eurotiomycetes, Eurotiales, Aspergillaceae. The record is from the annotation of a GenBank genome assembly.